CGGUAAGCGCUUGCUUCUCCAAGGACGAAGGAGGAGUUUGGGGAGGAAACAUGUCUUUUUUUUCCCCUCACACCUUCUUUGCAAACCAGAUGACUUUUGUCCAUAUUCCCUGCAGUACUCAUUGAAACAGUGACUAUCGUUACUGAAGACGGCAGCAUGAACUUCCGUGCAAGAAGAGUCACCUUGCCGGCCAUCACACCUCUGUGUCUGCAGAAGCGGGUCAUCAAGAUCUACAAUGAGGACAACAGCAGCAGAGCAGUGGAGGUCCCCAGCGACAUUGUUGCCCGGGACAUAUGUCACAUGUUGGCCUUGAAGGGCCACGCCGUGGACGAACACAGCUUGACUCUGUACGAGCACCUCUCUCACCUGGGAAUAGAGAGGACCAUUGAGGACCAUGAGUCCAUCAUGGAGGUCCUCUCCAGCUGGGGGAUGGACUCCGACAACCGUCUGCAUUUUAGGAAGAACUACGCAAAAUACGAAUUCUUCAGGAAACCUCUGGACUUCUUCCCGGACCACAUGGUGUCCAUACCCAGCGAGAGCAACAGAGUGGUGGAUCACUCCCAACUUGUGCAGAUCUUCCUCAGCUCCAGCACCGGUCCAGAGAUCCAUGGACACCUCCACACCAAAGAACCCAGCCGGAAGUCCUGGAAGAAGUUGUACUUUGUCCUGCGCAGGUCUGGGCUCUAUGUUUCCAACAAAGGGACUUCUAAGGAACCGUGGCAUCUUCAGUUCCUGGCGGACUUUACUGACCGGAGCGUCUUCACACUUUUGUCCGGCAAAAAACUCCACGGGGCCCCGACUGACUUCUGCUUCUGUGUGAAGUCCAUGAAGUGUUCUUCACCCCGGGACAUGAAGCUGCUUUGUGCGGACGAUGAACAGACCAGGACCUGUUGGAUCACAGCCGUGCGCUUGUUUAAGUACGGCAUGCAGCUGUACCACAACUUCAUGCUGCCACACCACAAACAAAAACCUUCUCCAAUGAGGAGCAUCUCUGAGAACUCCCUGGUGGCCAUGGACUUCUCGGGCCAACACAGCCGUGUGAUUGAGAAGCCCUCGGAAGUCCUGUCUGCGGCUGUGGAGGAAGGCCUGGCCUGGCGGAGGAAGGGCUGCCAGCGUCUGAGUGCCCACGGAGGUCCGUCUGCGUCCCAGAGCUCCGUCUGCUCUCUAGCUCUCCAUUUAGCGCAGCCUUGGUUCUACGGCCGAUUGUCCCGGGAUGAAGCUCAGCUCCUCAUCACUCAGCAGGGUCCUGUGGACGGGUUGUUUCUUGUGCGGGAAAGCCAAAGCAAGCCCAAGACCUUCGUGCUGUCGCUGUGCCACAUGCAGAAAGUCAAACACUUCCAAAUAUUACCGGUCCAGGAUGAAGGGGACUCGGUCCACAGUCUGGACGAUGGUCACACCCGCUUCUUGGACUUGAUUCAGCUGGUGGACUUCUACCAGCUCAACCGGGGUGUGCUGCCCUGCAAACUCAAACAACACUGUACCAGGACCACCUUGUGACAACCAGGACCACCUUGUGACAACCAGGACCACCUUGUGACAACCAGGACCACCUUGUGACAACCAGGACCACCUUGUGACAACCAGGACCGUACUUUGACAACCAGGACCACCUUGUGACAACCAGGACCACCUUGUGACAACCAGGACCACCUUGUGACAACCAGCACCGUACUUUGACAACCAGGACCACCUUGUGACAACCAGGACCGUACUUUGACAACCAGGACCACCUUGUGACAACCAGGAACAUACUUUGACAACCAGGACAACCUUGUGACAACCAGGAACAUACUUUGACAACCAGGACCAUACUAUGAAAACCAGGACCAGUGUGUGACAACCAGGAACAUACUUUGACAACCAGGACCAUACUAUGAAAACCAGGACAACCUUGUGACAACCAGGACCAUACUAUGAAAACCAGGACAACCUUGUGACAACCAGGAACAUACUUUGACAUCCAUGACCAUACUUUGACAACCAGGACCAUACUAUGAAAACCAGGACCAGCGUGUGACAACCAGGAACAUACUUUGACAACCAGGACCAUACUAUGAAAACCAGGACCAGCGUGUGACAACCAGGACCGUACUUUGACAUCCAUGACCAUACUUUGACAACCACGACCAGCGUGUGACAACCAGGACCAUACUUUGACAACCAGGACCACCUUGUGACAACCAGGACCAUACUAUGAAAACCAGGAACAGGGUGUGACAACCAGGACCACCUUGUGACAACCAGGAACAUACUUUGACAACCAGGACCAGACUUUGACAACCAGGACCAUACUUUGACAACCAGGACCAUACUUUGACAACCAGGACCAUGCUUUGACAACCAGGAACAUACUUUGACAACCAGGACCACACUUUGACAACCAGGAACAUACUUUGACAACCAGGACCAGCGUGUGACAACCAGGAACAUACUUUGACAACCAGGACCACACUUUGACAACCAGGAACAUACUUUGACAACCAGGACCAGACUUUGACAACCAGGACCAGACUUUGACAACUAGGACCAUACUUUGACAACCAGGACCAUACUUUGACAACCAGGACCAGACUUUGACAACCAGGACCAGACUUUAACAACCAUGACCAGGGUGUAACAACCAGGACCAGGACCAGGACCAGGGUGUGACAACCAGGACCAGCAGAGCCUCACAGGAUCAAGACUACUCUACAAGAGAUCCAGGUGUACAUUACAUGAAUGUAGUUGAUCAGUUUUAGUCCAGGUCAGUAUUUGGGAUUACUUGGAGAGGUUUGGACAUUUUUUAUUUGAACACUUUUAUUUCUUCUAAACUACAAGCAGUAUGAUAUCAUUCAGGGAAUCUCCUUUAAGAUGUUCUGUAUCAUCUGGUCAUCUCCUGCUGACUUCAUAAAGUCUUUUUGUGUGAA
Messenger RNA from Entelurus aequoreus (snake pipefish), 2906 nucleotides. RefSeq names its product growth factor receptor-bound protein 14 (gene grb14). Gene Ontology annotation, biological process: insulin receptor signaling pathway; negative regulation of insulin receptor signaling pathway. Gene Ontology annotation, cellular component: plasma membrane; cytoplasm. The transcript has 14 exons. Lineage: Eukaryota; Metazoa; Chordata; Actinopteri; Syngnathiformes; Syngnathidae. The record is from RefSeq and is a predicted model, not a curated record. The coding region runs from base 157 to 1497 and encodes 446 amino acids.